This is a messenger RNA of Selaginella moellendorffii, 2208 nucleotides long. RefSeq lists its product as uncharacterized. The record is from RefSeq and is a predicted model, not a curated record. Gene Ontology annotation, cellular component: membrane. Lineage: Eukaryota; Viridiplantae; Streptophyta; Lycopodiopsida; Selaginellales; Selaginellaceae. Bases 307 to 2166 code for a protein of 619 amino acids. The transcript has a single exon.
UAAUUCUCACGGAUAGUCCAAGUGAAAGCCAAGUCCUCGAUGUCGGUUUCAUCAUCCCGGCUGCCCUUUGGAAUUUAUACUGACGCAAAGCCGAGGUGGAUUGGAACAACUACAGAAAGGGAAAACAAAGAAAAAAAUAACAAAAGAAGAAUCACGAAAGUCAUACAAAGAAGACGAGGAAUGGCAGCGAACACAACUUCUUUUCCUUCUUGACCGUCAGCGUCUUCCCUCCAGUGUCCCCGACUUAUCCAGGCCAGAUCUCUCGAUCCACUGCGAGCCUCCAGGAUCAAAGCGAAAGGGAAGAGAAUGGCGAUGAGUAGCAGCACCAGCAGUACCAGGGGGCGGCGGCGAUGGUGGAAGCGCAUCUUCUCCGACAAAUGGUUCACGCUCGUCGCCUCCUUCUUCGUCAUGUCGUGCGCCGGCGCGCUCUACAGCUUCGGGAUCUACUCGCAGCGCCUCAAGACGGCCCUCAACUACGACCAGCAAACCGUGAGCACCAUCGGCUUCUUCAAGGACCUGGGCGCCAACAUCGGCAUCCUGGCCGGCAUCCUCUACGACGUCUCGGGCUCCUGGCUCGUCCUCCUCCUCGCCGCCAUCUUCAACGUCUUCGGCUACAUGAUGGCCUGGGCCUCCAUCACCUCCCACCUCCCUCACCCCCCUCGGGUGUGGCACCUCUGCCUCUAUCUCUGGGUCGGGGCCAGCUCCGGGGCCUUUGCCAGCACCGCCGUCAUCGUCAGCUGCGUCAAGAACUUCCCCCGGAGCCGCGGCAUCGUCAUCGGCCUGCUCAAAGGAUUCGUCGGCCUCUCCGGCGCGAUGCUCACGCAGAUCUAUCGGACCCUCUACAGUGGCAGCGACCCCGCCUCGUUCAUGCUCGUCGUUGCCUGGUUCCCCACCUUCGUCUUCCUGCUCUUCAUGUUUGUCAUCCGGCCUCUUCCGCAUUCCACUGCUCCCAUUUCUUCCGGUGAUGGUGAUGCGGAGGAGAAGCGACUGGAGAUGAGGAACUUCUACGUCUUCCUUGCAAUGGCGAUCCUGUUAGCGAUCUUCCUCAUGAUCGUCAUCGUUGUCCAGCAUCUAGUGGACGUCUCCGCCAGCGCGAACCAGGCGUUCAUGGCAGUCAUGAUCCUCAUUCUGGCGCUUCCGAUCGUCGUUGCCGUGGAGUCCGUGAGGAAGAGUGGCCGCAACUCAAGUCCUGCCCCGGUUCCAGCUUCUGACGAUCAACACCCGAGUGAUCACGAGCAGCUCAACUCCUCUCCCAAGAGCAAGGUGGUGGAAGAUCAUACCGCUCCCAUCCAAAACCAGCAGCACCACGAAGCCGAUGACGAAGAGUCCGUGCGGAGACAGGAGGUGAUCGAUCCUCCAUCAGUAACAGGCACGCCCCGUCUUCGAGUAAGUUGCUCUUCCUCAGCCAAGCAGUGUCUUCGAAAGUUGGCGGACGAGAUCAGGCAAAUGCCGCCGAGGGGAGAGGACCACACCGUUCUGCAAGCGCUGGUGAGCUUAGAUCUGUGGAUCGUCUUCUUUGCCACCACCGCAGGCCUGGGAUCCGGCCUCAUGGUGGUCGACAACUUGGGCCAGAUGGGAUCCUCUCUCGGCUACUCGCAGAGUAACAUCGCCACCUUUGUCUCGCUCGUCAGCAUCUGGAACUUCUUUGGCAGAGUGGGCUUUGGAUUUGUGUCAGAGAUCUUCCUCCAGAAACACGGAGCUCCGAGGCCGGUCUUCCUGGCUCUCGUUCUGGGAAUUCUCGCGGUCGGCCACCUCUACCUGGCCUUCGCCUGGCCUGGAGCUUUCUACAUCGGCUCCAUUCUCGUCGGGAUGUGCUUUGGAGCUCAAAUGCCGGUCAUGUUCGCUAUCAUCUCCGAGAUCUUUGGCCUCAAAUACUUCGGAACUUUGUACAACGUCGGGAUCCUGGCCAGUCCUCUGGGAACUUAUCUCCUCUCCGUCAAGACUGCCGGCCACCUCUACGACGUCGAGGCCGCAAAACAGCCGCAAAACGGAACAUCCUCGUCGUCGUCGCAUGAUCUACUGUGCUAUGGACCUCAGUGCUUCCGAAACAGUCUCCUCAUCAUGGCUGCCGUCUGCGUCUUCGGUUGCCUGAUAAGUGUAUUCCUAGCUUUCAGGACCAGGCAUUACUAUAGAUCCAUUCGUUCCGCGAUGAAACAGAACCUGUAAGCCUCAACUAUGACCGUAACGGAUUUCGGCUCUGUCUUCGAA